UUUCUUCCCACGCUGCUAUUUUUGUAUUUCUGCCUUUCAAAAGUGUAGUUUGAAUGAUUGGUUUUGUUUAAAAGUGCCUUGUGCUUUGCUGAGAAAGGAAGGAGUACAGGAAGAAGCUGGAUGGUGGCCUUUCUGCUUGCUUUCUAGAUUUCAGUGCUGGCUAUUCAGAAGCAAUGUUAAUAUUUACAUGGAGAAACUGAGCCACAGGAAAAAAAAAUAGCAGGUGAACAAUGGAUCGCUAGUAACUGGAAUUCUGACUAUAUUGUCAAAUAAUACAAACUAUGAACCAGUUCACGUGGACUGAAUGGAAGAAUCUGAAUAUGAAUGAUAGUAAUGUGAAUGUAUCUGAGCAUCUAUCCUGCCCUUUUGGAUUUGGACAUUAUAGUGGCAUUGACAUUUGUAUCCUUGAGACUAUUGUUAUUAUCUUACUAACAUUUUUAAUUAUUACUGGUAACUUAACAGUAAUUUUUGUCAUUCACUGUGCUCCACUUUUGCAUCAUUAUACUACCAGCUACUUUAUUCAGACUAUGGCAUAUGCUGAUCUUUUUGUUGGGAUUAGUUGCUUAAUUCCUACCUUGUCAUUGCUUCACUAUUCUGUAGGUGUUCAUGAGUCCUUAACUUGUCAAAUUUUUGUGUAUGUCAUCUCUGUAUUGAAAAGUGUUUCUAUGGCUUGCCUUGCUUUCAUUAGUGUGGAUCGCUACCUUGCAAUCACAAAACCACUCUCCUAUAACCAGUUGGUCACUCCCUGUCGAUUGAGGAUCUGCAUUAUUUUGAUUUGGCUGUAUUCGGGACUUAUCUUCCUGCCUUCCUAUUUUGGUUGGGGAAAGCCAGGUUAUCAUGGAGACAUUUUUGAAUGGUGUGCAGCUUCUUGGCUCACCAAUGCCUAUUUUACUGGAUUUAUUGUGUGCUUACUCUAUGCUCCAGCUGCCUUUAUAAUCUGUUUUACAUAUUUCCACAUUUUCAAAAUUUGCCGGCAGCACACCAAAGAGAUAAAUGACAGGAGAGCUCGGUUUCCUAGUCAUGAAGUAGAUACUGCUGAAGAAACUGGACAUGGCCCAGAUAGCCGCUAUGCUAUGGUUUUAUUUCGUAUAACCAGUGUGUUUUAUGUACUCUGGCUGCCCUACAUUAUAUAUUUCAUGCUAGAAAGCACUAAAGUGCUGGAAAAUCCAGCACUCUCUUUUUUAACAACCUGGCUUGCUAUUAGCAAUAGUUUUUGUAACUGUGUAAUAUAUAGUCUGUCAAAUAGUGUUUUUAGAUUGGGACUUUGGAGAUUGUCAGAGACAAUAUGCUCAGUUUGUAUAUGUAAAAAAGACAGCGUGGUUCGAGAGCCUGUUCCUAGAAAACGGGCUAACUCUUGUUCCAUGUAA
Messenger RNA from Pseudonaja textilis, 1367 nucleotides. It is a transcript of the gene GPR52, whose product is annotated as G protein-coupled receptor 52. Gene Ontology annotation, molecular function: G protein-coupled receptor activity. Gene Ontology annotation, biological process: G protein-coupled receptor signaling pathway. Gene Ontology annotation, cellular component: membrane. NCBI's taxonomy places the organism in Eukaryota, Metazoa, Chordata, Lepidosauria, Squamata, Elapidae. The record is from RefSeq and is a predicted model, not a curated record.